UACAUCUACCCUAAUUAAAAUUAUGUUUUACUUUAAUAUGAUUGUAUUAUGAUACUUAUAGUAAUGAUUGUUUGCCAAAAUGUGGAGAUAGUAUUUUUGUAGGUAUAGAAUAAUGUGAAGAUGGGAAUAAUAAUCCUCAUGAUGGAUGUUAUUAAUGCCAAUACUAAUGUCAUGAAAUGUGCAAAAAAUGCUAAAAAGGGUAAUGUUUAGAAUAUUAUAAGGGAUAUUAUUUAAAUGGGCAAUAAUGCUUAACGAAAUGUGGAGAUGUUUAAAUAUUAGCAAAUAAAAAUAAGAAAUAGAUGUUUGAAUAACAAUAUUAAAAUUGGAGAUGAAUUGUGUGAUGAUUAAAAUUAUAUAGAAAGAGAUGGUUGUACGUUUUGUGAAAUUGAUCCUUUUUAUAAAUGUGAGGAAGAUUUAAACUUAUUAAGUCUAUGUUAUAGAUGCUAGAUAAUUGUGAAGUUUUGCAAACGAUGCAAAAGUGGAUAUUCCUUAAACAUAAUACAUGCAAUUCAUGUUCAGAUAAGUGUGAAGAGUGCAUCGAUACUCCCAACAAUUGCACGGUGUGCUCAACAGAUGGUUGCACAAGAUGUGACAUUAUAUCUGGGUUUUAUUUGGAUAAAUAUCUAAAAUCAUGUGUUACGAAAUGUGGAGACAAUAUUAUUGCUGGAAAUGAAUAAUGCGAUGAUGGAAAUAGAAUAGAUAAAGAUGGAUGCAAUUCUAGAUGCGAGAUCGAUAAAGAAUUUAUUUGCAAAGAGAACAUCUGCUAUGUUCCACCUUAGAAAAAAAUUAGUCUAAAUUAUUCAAACUCAACCACUACAAGAUCUUAUGAUAGAUGAUAUUUGUGAAAAAUUGAAGAUUCGAAUAGAAUUAUUUAAAUCUCAUGAUUUUAAAUGUGAAAUUAAGAGGAAAGAUAACUAAAAUUAAACCUAAUAUGCUACGUGUGAAAUUAAAUUUAAUUUCUUUAAAACCAUAGUUGAAUCCAACCUUAUCCAUAUUGUAGUACCAUUGAAAGAUAACUUAACUAGAUUACUUGAAGAAGAAACUAGGGAAAUUGUAAUUUCUCCCAGAAGAUUCACUUAUUAUAAUCAAGAAUAAAAAGCUCAAGCUUAAAAUAUUGUAAAAGCAUCUUCCACCUUUACAUUUCUACUUUAAUUUAUUGGACCUUUAACAAUUCUUCUUGGAGGAUUUGUACUUUUUUUGGUCGAUUUUAGAUGUAAUGACUUGGAUUAAUAACCUUUUAUUUUAUAAAUGUAGAUUUUCCUAAGAAUGUUUUAAUUGGAUUAAGUAUUUAAUAUUCCUAAUUUUUUCACAUUAAAUUCUCCAUAAGAUCCAUAUUAUUUUGAAGCACCUGCUAAAUUUACUGAAAAAGAUGUUAAUCCUUUCUAAUUAUUUUGUGAAUUCAUUUUAUUAGCAAUUUUAGGCUAUAUUUUCUCUACUUGUAUAAUGUCAGCCAUUUAAAUUAGAUAAAAAUCAAAUCGCAUCAUAACGAAUAAAAUGAAAAUUUUUUCAGUAAUUGAGAUCAAUAAAAGUGUUGAAACAAAAUAACCUCAAAAUUAAAAAAGCAAAUAACCGCCCUAUUUAAUUCUUUUUUAUAUCUAGAAUUACUAUGGUUUACAGAGAAUUUUAGAGCUAUAUUACUUUAAAUUGUUGGAUUAGUUUUUUUGGAUAUUUGUUUGGCUUGUGCUCUUUAAUUAAAAUAUACAAAAAAUUCAGACUGUUGUUGGAGUACUUUUUAUAUACAUAGUGUUUUAAAUAUAUUCAUUUGUCUGUUCAUUACAUUAAAUUCUAUAUGAAACAUAAAGGUUUAAGAAUAAUUAUUCUUCUUUAUAUGAAGACAUUAAUACCAAACAAUCAUUAGGUAGGAAUUAUUGUUAUGUAAAUUUAAUUAGAAAAACCUUUUUAUAUUUUUUACAGUUUACUUUUAUGAAGUACCUUUGUUGUAAACUGCCUUUGAUUUUCUAUUAGAAUCCAUUCGAAAAUAGGAGGUUGCUAAUAUUCUCAUUAGUAAAUGAUUUUUGCAUAUUUAUGAUAAUUUGCAUUACUGUGUUAUUGGCUAUAGAUGAUGUUAGCAACAUAUUUUCAUUUGAUGAAAAGUAUUUUAUUGGAUGGAUAAUAUUAUUUUUCGUUGGGCUCUCAAUAUUUGUGUAGGCGAUCUUUAUGGUUUAAUAGCUAUUUUAGGGAAUGUAGAUGAGAAUUAAAAAUUUAAAGAAUUUCUUAUGUUAUUAACCAAAUUAACAGAAUUGA
Messenger RNA from Paramecium tetraurelia, 2244 nucleotides. RefSeq lists its product as uncharacterized. The record is from RefSeq and is a predicted model, not a curated record. The transcript is spliced from 7 exons. Lineage: Eukaryota; Ciliophora; Oligohymenophorea; Peniculida; Parameciidae. The annotation marks the transcript as partial.